AUGGUAUAUACCCACAGUGGUCAACAUUUGUCAAAACAAUUCCAUCUCCACAAGGAAAUAAGAGAAAGCAUUUUGCUGCAGCUCAAGUCGGCAAGGAAAGAUGUAGAACGUGCUUUUGUAGUUCUUCAAGCACGAUUUGCAAUUGUACGUGGACCUGCAUGUUCUUGGGAACGUGAAACACUUAAGAACAUUAUGAAGGCAUGCAUAAUACUGCAUAACAUGAUUGUUGAGGAUGAGCGAGAUGUUAAUGAAGCAGAAGACUACGACUAUGAACAAACCGAUGAAAAUCCCCAUGUAUCUGUUUCACAUGACCAAACAACUGAACUUAUGGAAUUCAUUCGACGCCAUCAUCGCAUUAGAGAUAGAGAAACUCAUUCUCAACUACAAUCGGACCUCGUCGAGCACUUGUGGAAACUACAUAGUCAAUCAUAG
Camellia sinensis is the source of this 432-nucleotide messenger RNA. RefSeq lists its product as uncharacterized. The record is from RefSeq and is a predicted model, not a curated record. Lineage: Eukaryota; Viridiplantae; Streptophyta; Magnoliopsida; Ericales; Theaceae.